Messenger RNA from Colletotrichum scovillei, 3239 nucleotides. RefSeq lists its product as uncharacterized. Gene Ontology annotation, molecular function: protein binding. Gene Ontology annotation, biological process: mRNA cis splicing, via spliceosome. The record is from RefSeq and is a predicted model, not a curated record. The coding region runs from base 116 to 1603 and encodes 495 amino acids. Gene Ontology annotation, cellular component: spliceosomal complex; cytoplasm. NCBI's taxonomy places the organism in Eukaryota, Fungi, Ascomycota, Sordariomycetes, Glomerellales, Glomerellaceae. The transcript has 3 exons.
GCUCAGCUCGCGACGACGAGAUCACCCCAACUAACGACCUUCACGACAAAGACAGCUCUCUACCUGACACCAGAACCGUUGUCGCCGAUCCCCCAAUCCCUCAACGACAGCAAACAUGGACCCGGGCCGCAGAGCCAUGCUCUCAGGGCGCAGAUCACCCAGCCGCAGAGAUCGCGAAAGAGACAGAGACAUAGCCUCUCCACGACGCGACCCGAAUAAUCGCAUCACCAAACCCUCGAACCCUCCCCCUUCUUCGCGGCCACGUCAGAACAACAAUUCGAGCUAUAUGACGCAGGAUGAGCAGUCUAGACAGUUUGUCGCCGAUGAGGACAAGUUUGUUCUGAAACAAGCCAAGAAGAAGGCUGAUAUUCGAGUUCGGGAAGGCCGAGCUAAGCCUAUUGAUCUUCUGGCCUUCAAUCUGCGCUUCAUCGACGACGACCGGGACGUCUUCGACGACGACGAUGCCGACUUACACCUCAAUGUGGCCUCUCCCGAAGAGGUCCUACAGGGGCUCGACGAAUCACAGCUACGAGACCUGGAUUCUGACAUCACGUCCUACCACACCCUCGAGCAAAACGACCGCAACCGCGACUACUGGAAGUCGUUGCAAACCAUCUGUGCCGACAGGCGGCAGAAGCUGAAACCACAAGGUCCAGACGCUCGGGUCGUGAGCACAGUAUCCGAAGAUGUCGACAAGAUCCUGCGCCCCAAGACGUACGAGCAGCUCGAGGCACUUGAAUCACAGAUCAAGGCAAAGCUCCGCUCCAACGACGAUAUCGAUGUCGACUAUUGGGAGCAGCUUCUCCGCAGUCUGCUGGUGUGGAAGGCUAAGGCCAAGCUGAGAAAGGUGUCCGAAGCAAUCAACGACAGCAAAGCCGCACUGCUGAAGCUGCAGGAUCCGGAAAAGGCAAAGGCACUGGGCCACCACCACCAAGCCAACCAUGCCGAUUCUAUUUCGGGCCCUGCAGCAGUCAGGAACCUGUCAUCUGAACCAAGCAGGACAGAAACAAAGACGGUGCCUGUUUCAAGCGCGCCCCCGGGAACAGCUCGAUUCGCUCAGACGGGCAACGAAGACUUUUCCCAAGCUACCAAGGCUCUAUACGACCGCGAGGUCGCGCGUGGCAUUGGUGAGGACGAGGAGAUAUUCACGGCAGAAGAGACCGUUGCAAGUGGCUCGAAACCUCAAUGGGCUGAUAAGCAUCGGCCACGAAAACCGAGAUACUUCAACCGCGUUCAGAUGGGCUACGAAUGGAACAAGUACAACCAGACACAUUACGACCACGACAACCCGCCCCCAAAGGUUGUCCAGGGCUACAAGUUCAACAUCUUCUAUCCCGAACUCAUCGACAAGACCAAGGCGCCCACGUUCAAAAUCAUUCGAGAACACGGCAGGAAAAGGGGGGAGUCUUUUGCCGCAGCAGGGGAGGAAGAUACAUGCCUCAUCCGAUUCAUCGCAGGUCCACCAUACGAAGACAUUGCCUUCAGAAUCGUGGACCGCGAGUGGGAUUACAGUGCGAAGAAGGAUCGCGGCUUCAAAAGUUCCUUCGAUAAGGGUAUCCUGCAACUGCACUUUCAAUUCAAAAAGAUCUACUACCGGAAGUAAUUGUCCCCAGAAUCGGGCUGGGGUUGGAAAGGAGGCUCGCUCGUAUUGUCACGAUGCAUCUACGAUGUCACGAUGUGACAGAAUCAACCGGGUGGGCGGAUACAUCGGGACAACGUUUGGUGUCGGGAGGUUGUUUUGUUUUUGGCCUGGCCAGAAGUCAGGACAGAUCUGUAUCUGCUUUCCAUCUUCAGAUCCCGUCCGCCUCAUCUUCUUCUCCCGCUCGCUCGCUCGCCGGCCGCUCUCACUUUCGCUGGUACCACGUACAUUUCUCUCCUCUUUUUUCUUCUCCUCCACCGUUCGGAUCAUACACCCGCCGACGACCGCAACAGACCGCCGCUGGCCGCGGGCCGACCUCCUGGGAAGACAAGAGGAUGACGCACAAUCACACAGGCGACCAUAGCUCUCGUCUGCAACUAAUCAAUUACCUCCUUUUCCAUCUUCUCGUGCAACUGUUGGUAGUUGGUACCAGGGCACCAAGGCAUCAAGGCACCGGACGGGGCGCCAGGGCAACCCUUUUCGGACUGUUGCUGUACCUUUACUUGAAAUAGAUGCCUGGCCCCCACGACGCUAAGUGCUGCCGGCCCCGGACGACUGACAUGAUUCUAAGCAGACUUGUAUGAAGCUAUCCUGACCAGAGUCCGAGUACAAUGGCUGCAGCUACUUGCUGAUCUCCACGCCACCGCAGACGAAUCCACCCACCACCCUGCCACGCCUACCCUCUCAUCUCUGGGCUGGCGAUCCAACCCCCUUCACCGACUUGGACGUUGGGCGUUGUCGGUGGGAAGACGGGGUACUAUGACGAGCAGCAGAGUCCCUGGGUACUACUGACCUGGAACGAUCGGUCUUCCCCGUGAUGCACAGAUGUAGAGAGGCAAAGAAACCCGAAACACCUCUCUUGAGCAAGCGGCCACAUUUCGGCAUAGGCGGGAUUGAAUCUCCACCUUGACUACAUGAUUUCCCUGUUCUAAAUCCGUGUCGACAACAUGGAGUGUUAGGGAGCACCAUAGACUUUCUAGAAUUCGAAAAUGAUCUACGUGCCCGCGGGCUGGCAUCAAGAGACCAAUCUUCCGCCUGCCUUGCAACUCUCCUACACACUGGUACACGCCAGGACUUUGAGGCAGCGCUCGUGGAGAGGGCAGCGUGUGAUUGGUCUUCUCGCCAAAGUCGAUGCACGCGUCCGGUGUACUCGCUGCUGGUCUCCGAAGAGCUGUUGUUCUGCCCCAGAUGCCUCUUCUCAGCUCGACGAUUGACUGGUUGGUUGUCAAAGCUGGCUGGCGGGCCUCGCUCCAACCAUGAGAAUGACAGGCGUACACGGUCUGUACAUCUCUUGUCGAGCUGUACCUGGUACAAUAUGCCCCGCCACGACCUGCUGCCCACACGGGCCUGGUUGUGGAUGUGUGCAACAAUCUCUCAUCCUCUCGCGCCUCCUCUCUCUCUCGCGACCUCGCCUGGUGUCGAGGUAGCCUCAGGCUUAGAGCGUGUACCAUGCCAGUAUCCUGCCGUUGACCUCCCACACUCCCCCCUCUCUCCAUCCGCCGUCCCGUAUGGGGCGAUGGACCUGGACUGUCAUGGCCGCCAUGGCCGUCCCGUGCGGUCACUGGGGCAGAGUUCCGCUCCUGCUAUCAAACCAUGGUUG